AUGAAUGAUGAUAAUUUGGGUCGUGGUGUGACUAAAGCGCGUGUGCCUCAUCUUUUAAUUGAAUUUCAAAUACUGGAAGUGGACAGCAGAAAUUCAUGCGAAAUGCAACAUUCCACCUCAUUCGAGCGUGAUGAAUGGGGGAAAACUCUCAAAAGGAGAAAUCAGUUGGAAACAGAAAAGUGGUGUUCUAUGCACUUACUGAUGUUAGAGGUAAUGUUUGAAACCGGAAUCCGUUCCUUAACUCCAGUUUCUCAACAAAUAAUUACUUUUCCAUAUACAACUAUAAUUUUCUUUCGAUGUAUUAUGAAUAACAGAAAUAAGGGCCCACAUGAUAUAUUACCUAUAAUGCAUUUUGUAUCAAAAUCUUUGGCCAUCAGACUAAAUGUAUCAUUAGAAGCAGAAUACAAAGUAAUCGUUUGUUCCUACUUUUUAUGUUUAAUGCACGAAAUAAUUACAUUAACUUAUGCAGACCGUGAAAAGUUAUGGGUACAAUUCACAGCUCGCAUCAUGAUUCGCAUGGAAAUUGUCCAAGCAAAAUAUUCGAACAAGCUUCUGCCACAAGAAGUAAAACGCCAAGGAAGUCUUAGAGGUCGCUUUUUAAAACAUGAACGUGUGUUGCACUUCCACAGGCCCCAAAUUACUUUUAAUAGCACAUUUACUGUUCCCCAGUGGAUCACUGCACUGCCUAACCAACAUGCUUCAAAUAAACAUAUAGAAAAUUGGGAAAUUCAAAAACGAAAUUUGGAAGUAGGUAUUGUUUUGCGAACCAGACAAACAUUUUGGCUAAUUGCAAUGGAAGGUAUAUUUGGUUGCAUAUUGCAGAAUGAAGGAGUCAUUGUUAUUUUAACGACGUUGAAGUUCAAAAAGCUUAGUGAACCCGGAAUAAGUUUGGUCAAAAACAAUGAUCAAGUGGUCUUAUUACAAAAUAAAUUAAUUUCGCAAAUUUUCACAGCAAAUAAUUGUAAUAUUGCACAUGAACGUAGAAAAUUGGCUGAGAUUUAUUGUAAAUAUUACAAUCCGAAAUGCCAAAUCCAAUGCUUGCUUCUUGAAGUCAUUCACGCAGGUCUUCUUUCGAAGAUUUCAUUUUGA
Messenger RNA from Echinococcus granulosus, 1089 nucleotides. RefSeq lists its product as hypothetical. Bases 1 to 1089 code for a protein of 362 amino acids. NCBI's taxonomy places the organism in Eukaryota, Metazoa, Platyhelminthes, Cestoda, Cyclophyllidea, Taeniidae. The record is from RefSeq and is a predicted model, not a curated record. The transcript has 10 exons.